Messenger RNA from Naegleria fowleri, 687 nucleotides. RefSeq lists its product as uncharacterized. NCBI's taxonomy places the organism in Eukaryota, Heterolobosea, Eutetramitea, Acrasida, Naegleriidae. The record is from RefSeq and is a predicted model, not a curated record. The coding region runs from base 1 to 687 and encodes 228 amino acids. The transcript has 2 exons.
AUGAGCAACUCCUUGGGAUUGAGAAAGGUCGGGAGCUUUCACUACCGAUCACGAACAAUGAAUUACCACAAACCUCUUCCCCAACCACCCUCCUUUUCAUCAUCAAACAAACCUCUUCCUGUUCCUUCUUCCACUUUCCAACCCAUCACUGAAGACGAAGAAGAGCUUCUUUCUUUGAUGCGAAUGGACGGAGCAAACAUGUUUGUGAUUGGACUGUGGAAUGAUGUGGAGGUGGUUUCAUCAAGAAGGCUAAGCAAGAUUAAAUUUGAUACCAUGUGUUAUAUUUCCGAGGAUGGAAAGGCACUUGUUUGUGAGAGUGAUAUGGUUCCUUCCUCAUCGGGCUCUUUGACUUGUGCUCAACGAAGAAGUAACAUCAUUCUAUUCUCCGAAGUCGAAAAGAUUCUACCCUAUUAUCAAUGCUUUGAUUUACUUGAGAAUGGUGAUAACCAAUCCACAUUCAUCACUGCUCUUACAACCUCAUCCUCUCUCUCCAUCUCUUCUAAGAUUCCCAUCACUCCACAAGAAGCUCAAGAAUGUAUUUCCUUCUUCCAACGUUAUUUCAUUUCUGGCUAUGAAAAUAAGGAUCAAAACUAUGAACGAGCUCUCAUUCCCUACAUGUAUCAAAUGUUUAUGGUGAAACGAAAGAAUUUCAAGAAAAACCUCGGAUUCAUUCUGUCAGGUAUGUAA